Molecule: messenger RNA, 760 nt
Organism: Pelagomonas calceolata
Lineage: Eukaryota; Pelagophyceae; Pelagomonadales; Pelagomonadaceae
Source: the annotation of a GenBank genome assembly
GGCCCGAACUGAGGGCGGCCGCGGCGGCCGCGUCGCUCGCGGCGCUGCUGCCGGCGGCGGCGCACGCGGCGGAUUUAUCGACCAUGGCGGCGCCGCUCGACUCGACGUUCCUGCAGUCGACGUCGCUCGUCUUCCUGUCGGAGAUCGGCGACAAGACCUUCUUCAUCGCGUCGAUCUUGGCGGCGAAGGCGAGCCGGCUCGUCACGUUCGUCGGCAGCUUCGGGGCGCUCGUCGUCAUGACGGUCAUUUCGGUACUGAUCGGCCAGGUCUUCCACCAGGUGCCGGACUCGUUCACGGGCGGCCUGCCCAUCGACGACUACGUCGCGAUCGCCUCCUUCGUCUACUUUGGCGCCAAGUCCAUCAGCGACGCGCUGGGCAACGAGGACGCGGGCGCAGGCAUGGCCGAGGAGUUGGACGAGGCGGAGCAGGUCCUCGCCGAGGGUGACGUGCUCGAGAAGACGCGCGGGAAGGCCCUGAGGCUCGCGGGCGAGGCCUUCGCGCUGACGGUGGCGGCGGAGGUCGGCGACCGGUCGCAGCUCGCGACGAUCGCCCUGUCGGCGGCGCAGAACCCCUACCUGGUGUGCGCGGGCGCGUGCUUCGGCCACGGCCUCGCGACGGGCAUCGCCGUCGUCGGGGGCGCGUUCAUCUCCAAGUACACGAACGAAAGGACCGUGGGCCUGGUGGGCGGCGUCCUCUUCCUGGUGUUCGCGGCGACGACGGCGCUCGGGACCUUCUAAUAUUUAGUAUUAUCCGGAAGCAC